ACAGUCAAUAGUUAAUAUUUUGUAACACAAUUGCUUUAAGUAAAUCUCGUUACCAUUUAUUUACAGGACAAUCGUAUUGAGAGAUGGAUGAAGAGAAGGAAUCAGCCAGUAUCUGUGUGCUGCCGGAAGGUUGCUUGUCGGAGGCAUUAUCACUAACUUCACCUCGGGAUGCGUGCAGAGCUGCCGCCAUUUCCUACGGAUUCAAGUCGGCGGCAGAUUCCGACGCCGUAUGGGAGAGGCUUCUGCCACCGGAUUACUUUCAAGUCAUUGCGAGGGCGGUUUCUCCGGUGGUUUUUGGCUCUAAAAAGCAACUCUACCUCUGCUUAUCGGAGUCGCAUAUCCUCCUGGAUCGUGGCUAUUUGAGCUUCAAGCUAGACAAAUGGAGCGGGAAAAAGUGGUAUAUGUUGGGAGCAAGGGAGCUAUCAAUUACAUGGCAACAUGAUCCCUCUUAUUGGCAAUGGCAAUCUAUACCCGAAUCAAGGUUUCCAGAGGUGUGCAUCCUUAGAAAAGUAUGUUGGCUUGAAAUUAGAGGCAAAAUAGCAGCUGUAAUGCUUUCACAAAACACGACAUACGUAGCGUAUCUUGUCUUUCGAAUUGCUAGGGAUUCUAGGGGACUCGUGGUUCCAGCGACAACAAUUGUAAGUUUUGGCGGGAUAGAGACCGCGACAACAGGUGUUUUUCUUCAAAAACCAGGGGCUCGAGGUAGAAUUUGGCAUGCUCCUCUUGGAAACAGCGAUGGGUUCCCACGUAGGAGAGAGGAUGGGUGGAUGGAGGUCGAAUUGGGGGAAUUCUACUGCGAUGAAAAACGUAAUGGUGAAGUUGAGAUGGUAUUUGAGGAGAUCAGGCACGGAAACUGGAAGAACGGUCUUGUUGUGGAAGGCAUCGAGCUUCGGCCUAAAUUGGUUACAACUAAUGAAUAAAAAUCUUGUCUCAUCAAAUCUUAUGUCCC
Molecule: messenger RNA, 949 nt
Organism: Cynara cardunculus var. scolymus (artichoke)
Lineage: Eukaryota; Viridiplantae; Streptophyta; Magnoliopsida; Asterales; Asteraceae
Product: putative F-box protein PP2-B12
Exons: 3
Coding region: 84-920 (278 amino acids)
Molecular function (GO): protein binding
Source: RefSeq, a predicted model, not a curated record